This is a messenger RNA of Lolium rigidum, 1611 nucleotides long. Its product is annotated as glycosyl hydrolase 5 family protein-like. The coding region runs from base 16 to 1533 and encodes 505 amino acids. NCBI's taxonomy places the organism in Eukaryota, Viridiplantae, Streptophyta, Magnoliopsida, Poales, Poaceae. The transcript is spliced from 3 exons. Gene Ontology annotation, molecular function: hydrolase activity, hydrolyzing O-glycosyl compounds. The record is from RefSeq and is a predicted model, not a curated record.
UCGCACCUGGAGCCGAUGCUGGCGGAGGGGCUGAACAAGCGCCCCGUCGGUGCCAUCGCCGCCGACGUCGCCGCCAUGGGGUUCAACUGCGUCAGGCUCACCUGGCCGACCUUCAUGGUGACCAACGCCUCCUACUCAUCCCUCACCGUCGAGCAGUCCUUCCAGCGGCUCAACCUCACCGACUCGCUCGCCGGCGUCAGGGCGAACAACCCCGACGUCGUCGACAUGAAGCUCAUCGACGCGUUCAAGUCCGUGGUGAGCAGCCUUGGCGACAACAACUUGAUGGUGAUACUGGACAACCACGUGAGCAAGCCGGGGUGGUGCUGCUCGCCGAGCGACGGCAACGGGUUCUUCGGCGACGGCAACUUCAAGCCGGACGUGUGGGUGGACGGCCUCAGCAGGAUGGCCACCACGUUCGCCGGCGUCCCCAACGUCGUCGGCAUGAGCCUCAGGAACGAGCUCAGAGGCCCCAGGCAGAACUCCAACGACUGGUAUAAGUACAUGCAGCGCGGCGCUGAGGCGGUGCACGCGGCGAACCCGCGGGUGCUGGUCAUCCUCUCCGGCCUGAGCUUCGACAACGACCUGGCCUUCCUGGCCUCGCGGCAGGUGACCCUCAGCUUCGCGCGGAAGGCGGCGUUCGAGGUGCACUGGUACAGCUUCUCCAACGGCCAGGAGUGGGCGGCGGGGAACCCCAACGAGGUGUGCGCCCGCAUCGGCGCCAGCGUGUCCCGCCGCGCGCUCUACCUGCUCGACCAGGGCUGGCCGGUCAUCCUCAGCGAGUUCGGCGUCGACAACCGCGGCGGGAACGUCAACGACAACCGCUACUACGGCUGCGCCGCCGCCGUCGCCGCCGACCUCGACCUGGACUGGGCGCUCUGGACGCUGCAGGGGAGCUACUACCUCCGGGAGGGCGUGCUGGACCUCGACGAGGUCUACGGCGUGCUCGACCGGGCCUGGUCCGGGCCCCGCAACGCCACCGCGCUCCACAGGGUCCAGGCCCUGCAGCGCCCGCUCAGAGGGCCUGGCUACGCGGAAGCGGCGCCGUACGAGGUGCUGUUCCACCCGGCGACGGGGUUGUGCGUGGUGCGGCCGUCGCUGACGCGGCCGCUGGAGCUGGGGCCGUGCGGCGACACGGAAGCUUGGACGUACGCGCAGCAGGACGGGCGGCUGACGCUGCGGGACAGCCCGAUGCUGUGCCUCCACGCCGAGGGCGCCGGCCGGUCCGUGCGACUCGGCCUGCCGUGCACCGAUGACCGGUCCCACUGGCACCUCGUGUCGGACUCCAAGCUGCACAUCGCCGCCAACGUGUCCUCUUCGUCCGGCUCCGGAACCAGCAUGCUCUGCCUGGACGUCGGCGCGGACGGCCGGAGCGUGGUCACCAACCCGUGCCGGUGCCUGAGCGCGGACAGCAGCUGCGACCCGGAGAACCAGUGGUUCAAGCUGGUGACCAGCACCAGGAGCGUCGCCGCCAGGGAAAUGCUGCUCUCGCAGCUGCCCCUCAAGCUCCAGAGCACCAAGAUUCGCUCGCUUUGAUCACCACCAGUAGCCAGUAACCCCGAGAGAAUUGUACAUGGCACCGUACGUUGUAGUAGCUGCGAAGGCACAGGGAUA